AUGAGUCUCUUCGAUAACCUCAUAGAGCCAUGGGUCUUCAUGUGGCUUUCGCUCUCGCAUGCCCCUGCCACCAUCCGAGCGCUUGUCGCCACCAAGGACUAUGGCACACUAUUUUCCCCUUCAGGCUUUCGUGAAGCUCUCUUUGGCACAUUAUGGGCGACCAUCGGCCCGAAUAUCAAAGCCAAGCAUGAGGAACGUGUCACUGCCCUCCUGGAGGGGCGCAUCAAGGGUGGUUGCAUCCAGGACGAGGUCGUAAGCACACCCAUCCAUGGAACCGUGCUUGAGAUUGGUGCAGGAAGCGGUAUGUGGGUAGACAUCUUGGCCCGUUUUAGUAGCAACGUCAAUGCUGUUGGGGGACUCUACAACAGGAAGAACACUGGCCAUGGUAUCACCAAGAUCUAUGGUAUUGAGCCAAAUCCCAUCUCAGCCAAGGCGCUGCAGGAGCGUGUUAACGAGGUCGGUCUGCAGGAUAUUUACCAUGUCAUUCCUGUCGGCAUCGAAUCCGUUAACGACCCAUCUGUCUGCGAGAGCAAGAUCGAACCUGGCAGCGUCGAUUGCAUUUUUGGUAUUACAUGCCUGUGUAGUAUCCCUGAGCCCGAGAAGAACAUCCAGCUGCUGUACAAUCUCCUCAAGCCAGGCGGUUACUGGUUCGUGAAUGAGCACGUCAAGGUCUCACGUGGCAGCCCACUGCUGUGCUUCUAUCAAUGGUUCUGUAACAUCGGUUGGUCCUUUUUCAUGGGCUCAUGUCGCCUCUGCCGUGACACUGAAAAAAGCCUCAGGGCUGCAGGAGUUUGGCAGGAAAUCGAUCUUGCUCAACUUCCAGAUCAGACUGGCUAUGAGGUCAUUCCUCAUAUUAUCGGUACCUUGAAGAAAUAA
Messenger RNA from Linnemannia hyalina, 876 nucleotides. The record is from the annotation of a GenBank genome assembly. NCBI's taxonomy places the organism in Eukaryota, Fungi, Mortierellomycota, Mortierellomycetes, Mortierellales, Mortierellaceae.